Messenger RNA from Beta vulgaris subsp. vulgaris (sugar beet), 4117 nucleotides. RefSeq names its product DExH-box ATP-dependent RNA helicase DExH3. The transcript has 19 exons. The coding region runs from base 135 to 3605 and encodes 1156 amino acids. The record is from RefSeq and is a predicted model, not a curated record. Gene Ontology annotation, molecular function: RNA binding; ATP binding. Gene Ontology annotation, cellular component: intracellular anatomical structure; nucleus. NCBI's taxonomy places the organism in Eukaryota, Viridiplantae, Streptophyta, Magnoliopsida, Caryophyllales, Amaranthaceae.
CUAAACCCUCGGAGAUGGCACUUUGUAACUCCGAACAUGAUGUCAUGACUUGAGAAAUCCAUCUUCGAUUGAACUGAAAGCGAAACUUUUAUCUUUGAGCAUGGAGCUGACGCCAUGCUUGAAGCUUCGAUAGAAUGCAUUCAAAACUUGCACUUCUUUUGUUCUCCGGAAAAUCCAUCUCUUCUCUUUCCAAUUGCAGAAAUCCUACUUCAAGAUAUGCUCUUUUCAAUCUUCUGAUUUCUCCACAAUUUAAUCGUCUUAAGUUCACCCAAAAUCUUGGAAAUUUGCCCUAUUUUAGUCAUUUCCUCUCCUUAAAUCGUCAUUUUUCCGGCUAUGCCGUUGAGCAGUUCUCAGAUGAUGAAUACGAAUGCGAUUUCGAGACUAAUGCGGCCUCGUCUUCGGUGGCAAAUAUUGAUGAGUGGAAGUGGAAACUCAGUAUGCUGUUACGCAAUGAACAUGAGCAAGAGAUUGUAUCUAAAGACAAAAGAGACCGAAGAGAUUAUGAGCAGAUAUCUAAUCUUGCUAGAAGGAUGGGGGUUUACUGUGAAAUAUAUGGCAAAGUGGUUGUUGCGAGCAAGGUACCUCUUCCCAAUUAUCGGCCUGACCUUGAUGAUAAGCGGCCGCAAAGAGAGGUGGCAAUUCCGUUAAGCUUACAGAGGAGAGUGGAAGGUUUACUUCAGGAACAUCUUGAUAGGGCUCAACUGAAUUCUGGAAAGGCUAGUGAUGGUGCACUGGAAUGUAAGCCCACUGAUAUGGACAGGAUCAUAACUUUGAAUGAGAAUCCAGAUACUAUGUUGGAUGAUUCUGUUAUGGAAAAGAUUCUUCAAAGGAGGAGCUUGCAAUUGCGUAAUAUGCAGAGAGCUUGGCAGGAAUCUCCUGAAGGCAGGAAGAUGCUCGAAUUUAGGAAAUCACUGCCUUCAUUCAGUGAAAAGGAGAGGCUGCUUCAAGCAAUUGCAAAAAAUCAAGUAAUUGUGAUUUCGGGCGAGACUGGAUGUGGUAAGACCACCCAACUUCCUCAGUAUAUAUUAGAGUCAGAAAUAGAAUCAGGCCGUGGUGCCUUUUGUAAUAUAAUCUGCACCCAACCUCGAAGAAUAUCUGCUAUGGCUGUUUCAGAAAGAGUCUCUGCAGAGAGAGGAGAAUCUCUUGGUGAAUCUGUUGGCUAUAAAGUUCGACUAGAAGGAAUGAAAGGGAAAAAUACCCAUCUACUUUUUUGUACCAGUGGUAUUUUGCUGCGUCGCUUGCUGAGUGAUCGAAACUUGAGUGGUGUGACCCAUGUCUUUGUAGAUGAAAUUCAUGAGCGAGGGAUGAAUGAAGACUUUCUUUUGAUCGUGUUAAAGGAUCUUCUCCCUAGGCGCCGGGAUUUGAGGUUGAUUCUCAUGAGUGCAACAUUAAAUGCAGAGCUGUUUUCGAAUUACUUUGGAGUUGCCCCAAUGAUCCACAUACCAGGAUUUACACAUCCGGUGAGGGCACAUUUUCUGGAAGAUGUGCUGGAAAUGACUGGAUACAAAUUGACAUCCUUUAACCAAAUUGAUGAUUAUGGCCAAGACAAAGUUUGGAAAACACAGAGACAAAUGGUGCCAAGGAAGAAAAAGAAUAAGAUUACCACUCUUGUUGAGGAUGCUUUGAAGGUUUCAAGCUUUGAAAACUACAGUCCUCGUGCACGGGAUUCUCUAUCAAGCUGGUCACCUGACUGUAUUGGAUUUAAUCUCAUUGAAGCCGUCUUGUGUCAUAUAUGUCGAAAGGAACGGCCAGGUGCUGUUCUGGUUUUCAUGACUGGCUGGGAGGAUAUUAAUUGUUUGAAGGAACAGAUUAAAGCCCAUCCUUUGUUAGGAGACCCGAACAGGGUUUUGCUACUUACUUGUCAUGGUUCAAUGGCUACUCAUGAACAGAAACUGAUAUUUGAGAGGCCGCCCCCAAAUGUUCGUAAAAUAGUUUUGGCUACAAAUAUGGCAGAGGCUAGCAUUACAAUCAAUGACGUAGUCUUUGUUGUUGAUUGCGGGAAAGCUAAAGAGACCACAUAUGAUGCUCUCAAUAACACCCCCUGUCUACUGCCUUCUUGGAUAUCAAAGGCUUCUAUGCGGCAGAGGAGGGGCCGGGCUGGGCGUGUACAGCCAGGAGAGUGCUACCAUUUAUAUCCCAGAUGUGUAUAUGAAGCUUUCGCUGACUACCAACUACCUGAGUUGCUGAGAACUCCAUUAAAUUCUCUCUGUUUGCAAAUAAAAAGUUUGCAAAUUGGCAGUAUUGCAGAAUUUUUGUCAUCAGCUCUACAGCCACCAGAACCGUUGGCAGUCCAAAAUGCUAUUGAUUUCCUGAAAAUGAUUGGAGCUUUGGAUGAAAAUGAGCAUCUUACGAAUCUUGGGAGGUAUUUGGCAAUGCUGCCCGUGGAUCCGAAACUUGGAAAGAUGCUUAUAAUGGGUGCCAUCUUCUGCUGCUUUGAUCCUGUCCUGACAAUAGUAGCAGGUCUUAGCGUUAAAGAUCCUUUCCUUUUACCUCAAGACAAAAAGGAUUUAGCUGGGAUAGCAAAGGCUAGAUUUUCUGCUAAGGAUUAUAGUGACCAUAUGGCUCUUGUUCGUGCAUAUGAAGGAUGGAAAGAUGCUGAGCGAGAAGGCUCAGCUUAUGAGUUCUGCUGGAGGAAUUUCCUCUCUGCUCAAACUCUUCAGGCUAUCCAUUCCAUUCGAAAGCAAUUCAAUUUCAUUUUAAGAGAUGCUGGCUUAAUAAGUGAGGAUGUAAGGUCAAAUAAUAAGCUAAGUCAGAAUCAAUCAUUGGUCCGUGCAGUCAUAUGCUCUGGCCUAUUUCCUGGCAUAACUUCUGUGGUGCACAGAGAGACAUCAAUGUCAUUUAAGACAAAGGACGAUGGACAAGUUCUACUCUAUGCGAAUUCAGUGAAUGCACGAUACCAGACAAUUCCUUAUCCUUGGCUGGUGUUUGGAGAAAAAGUAAAAGUCAAUACUGUUUUCAUACGUGAUUCAACAGGUGUCUCUGAUUCAAUAUUGAUGCUCUUUGGUGGUGCUCUUAGCAGUGGGUCACAGCCUGGGCAUUUGAAGAUGUUGGAUGGCUAUGUUGAGUUUUUCAUGGAUCUGAACAUGGCCGAGUGCUACUGCAAGCUAAAGGAGGAGCUUGAUAAGCUCAUACAAAAUAAGCUUGAAGAUCCUACCACUGACAUCCUGAAAGAAGGAAAGUACCUAAUGUUUGCUGUCCAAGAACUAGUAUCAGGAGAUCAAUGUGAAGGGAGAUUUGUAUUUGGGCGUGAUAGCAGGAGAUCUAAGGAUCCUGUAGACAGCAAUAAAUUUUCGAGAGACGGAAUGAAUCCAAAGAGCUUGCUGCAGACUCUGUUGAUGAGAGCUGGACAUUCCCCUCCUAAAUACAAACUUAAACACCUAAAAACCAAUGAGUUCAGGGCCCUGGUGGAAUUCAAAGGGAUGCAAUUUGUGGGAAAGCCUCAGAGGAACAAGCAACUUGCUGAAAAGGAUGCUGCGAUAGAAGCUUUAGCAUGGUUAACACAUACUGAAAAUAAAAAUGAGACUGAGGAUCAUAAUUCAUCACCAGAUGUCACUGACAACAUGCUGAAACUACUUGGAAAACGUAGAAAAUCUAAACGCCAUUGAGACUCUUCAUAUACCUAUAUGUUGCUUCUGCUUCCAUUAAAGGAGGAAACAAAAUUGACUUGCUUCAUCCUCGGCAAACGUAGCUCGAGGCUGCCAAUCAAAUGCUUCAUAGUUAUCUUUUGCCAUUCUGUUAAAAGUUAUCAAGGGGCAGGGCUUGUUGAUGAAAGAUGGUUUCUCAUAAAUACUGCAGGCUGCAGUUACACCAGGAUCUGCACUUGAGAUGAGUGAAAGUGUUGCGGACCUUUUGUUGUAUACUAGUACAUUUACGAAGCAAUGACGGGAUCUUUUCAGAUGUGAUUGUUUCACAAGAAACUUUGGCAUGGCUUAAGUUAAAUUUGGAUCCAUUUUAUCGUGAGGGGGAUCGAGAAUUGUACAGGGUGUUAUGGUAUUCAUAUGUUCGUUAAUGGUUAAUAAAGUGACUGGAUGCUAUUCGAUAGUUUUCAAAUGUAUUUAAAUGGUUACGUAAAUUUAAAUUUAAUCUAUGAAAGAGUAACAUUUUUUGUUUUCUUGUA